Messenger RNA from Annulohypoxylon maeteangense, 1805 nucleotides. RefSeq lists its product as uncharacterized. The transcript is spliced from 2 exons. NCBI's taxonomy places the organism in Eukaryota, Fungi, Ascomycota, Sordariomycetes, Xylariales, Hypoxylaceae. The record is from RefSeq and is a predicted model, not a curated record. Bases 91 to 1557 code for a protein of 488 amino acids.
AAAUAUCCCUUAAGCAUACAUUAUUAUUAUCAUCAUUGCCAUCUUAAUUUUUUCUUCUUAUAUCGUCGAAUCUAUUAUUAUUAGUAUACUAUGGAUAGUUCGUCGAAAGAUACUUUUAAGCAUAUCCUACACAGCAGGAGACCCUUAUGUCCACCAAGCAUUCCAACUGGAGCCCUCGGAAAUAGCAUCAACACCAACCUCUACGUUUACCACCCUGCCUAUCCAGAAUAUGGCCCAAUGCUGCAAUUCAAUGCCUCGGACCUUGGGGGUGUUAGUUAUAAUGUCGUUUAUAACUCAUGUACUGCCAUCGCCGGGAACUGUUGGGAUGAUAACGGUUUUUGUGAUGUCGAGAUGCUGCCGGAAGAUGGUAUCGAAGAUCCAUCGUCAGCUAGUCCAUCGUCAACAGAUUCGUCAUCUGGUAUCAAGUCGACCCUAACGAACAUUUUGCCAAGUAAAACAAAUAAGGCGGAGAAGGAGGCGAAGAAGGAAGCGAAGAAGAAGGUCAAAGUGAUAACGUCGACUCAAUCACCAAAGUUUCCAUUCCUGAGCUUAGUAAGCGACGAGGAAAAGAAGCCUAUUCAAAUCCCAACGAACGGAAUUCUAAAGGCCGUAGCUUAUUACUUCUUCGUGCCUGGUAAAGAGGAGUACGCCAUUUACCCCAACAUGUACCAUUAUCAUUUCCCUAAGCAGUUACCACGCCCGUGGGCAGGCCUCGAAGACCAUAGGUAUUCGGAAUAUCCUCCGGGUGGCAGGAACAACUCAACCCGCCACCUCGAACCGUGUCGCCUUACCGGGGAGAUUCAUUCGUUGGAAAUGGCGCAUAUAAUCCCCAAAAAUCAUAUAGAAUGGGCAACGCAAGAGAAGAUGAUCCAAUAUGCUACCAACGUCAACCACUGCGGACUUGACUCGGGCCACUACAAUAACACCUCCCCUAUAGCAGCGCAAAUCCAUGGUCUGUUUGAUGACGGCGUGCUGGUUCCGUUCCCUAAGAAGGUAAAAGGUCGGGAGCAUUAUGUACCGCACUGUCAUGUGCUCAAAUCUCAUGGGAAGGGAUUCGAAUCCAAUCUGGCUGUGGUAGCACAAUACCAUAAUCGACCGUAUGAUCGUUUUUAUGGCAUUUCUCCUCAUUUUCUCUACGCUCGCUUCAUGUCGUCCCUCUUCCAAUCACAAGUGUUCCCGAUUUUACACGCGAACACUUACAGUUCCAUCAACUUGCUCGUUCGUAAGAAAAUACCGGAUCCGAAGAACCAUUACCGUUUUGACCCGGACGAAUAUGAAGAGAAAAGAAUGAGGCCAGGACCUCACGAAUGCGUUAUGCCGCGAACGGGCGAUAGUAAACUAGAAAACACUCCCAGGCAGAUGAUGAGGAGAUCUAGGGACGAGGAUGAGAAGGGCGAGAAAGGCAAGAAGAGACCAUGGACCGACGAGGACCAAUCCUCAGAGUGGGAAGACAGUUCCCUUGUCGAUCCAUGUGAUGCGUUUGAGUACCAGGGUCGGAGUGAAGAGUUCGAUCGUUUAACCGGGGAUGAAUUUUUCCUGGGCAGUGAUAGAUUUUAGAAUAUGGCCAACUUAAAUACGCGUGACUUAUCUCAGCUAGCUCAGACUAGGUUUCCUUUGUACCUUUGGUACCCUUUUAUCCACAGCAGUUUUUAGCCAAUCAAAUCUCUCAGCGCGUAAACAGGAAAUUUUUAUUCGACACUGCGCCCAGCCCCACAAGUACAUUCGCACGAAUCUUUUUUCCUGUGGCGCUGUGGCGUUGAAUAAAGUCGUAGUCUGAGCUCGCUGAGAUAACGUUUCGUUGCGAC